AUGGCUGGAAUUGCCGCAAUAAUUGACAACGAACAAUUUGUCCAUAAGCUGGACCAAUCCCAUACAGAUACUGAAAAUAUUAGUAGAGAGGCACAAAACACAUCAGAUAUAUUACCUGGAUUCAAUGUUCCAAACCAAGUACAAUUUCGUUUAAACGAUAACACUAAGGAAAUUCAAAAUUAUGAAAAAGAAACAAUGAGCGAAAAUAAAACUGAACAGCUCAACAGUUCAGAUUAUAAGUCACCAAAGAGCAUGACCAAUGAAGUUUCACUCGAUUCAAUCGAUUUGUUAUCAACUAAUAUAACGAAAACAGACGCACAUUACGAAAUCGGCGUGUCAUCAGCCAGUACCAAAACAAAGGGCUCCUCUGACUUUUUCGAGGUGUCACCAGCUAACACAAAUAUCAGCGGCUCCGCUUAUCUGAUAGAUGUGUCACCAACCAAUACCGAAACGGAAUGGUCAUCUGAUCCAGGUGGUAUGUCACCGACCAAUACCAAAACUGGGGACCCUAGUGGUAUGUCAGCAGCCAAUACCAAAACAGGAGGAACAUCUGAUACCGGUAGUAUACUAGCAAUCAAUGACAAAACAGAAUUGUCUUAUGAUCCCAGUUAUAUGCCACCAGCCAAUAUGAAAACGAGAGAGUCAUCUGAUCAUAAUGGUAUAUCGCCGACGUCAUUUGAUCCUAGUGGUAAGUCACCGUCAGAUACAAAAACGGGAGAGUUAUAUGAUCCUAGUGGAAUGUCACCAACCAAUAUUACUACGAAAGGGUCAUAUUAUUCAAGUAAUAGGUCACUGACUAAUGCCAAAACGGAAAAGUCAUCUCAUCGUAUUGGUAUGUCACCGGCCAAAGUUAAAACGGAAGGGUUAUCUGAUUCUAGUGGUAUGUCACCGACCAAUACCGAAACAGACUGGUCAUUGGUUCAUAGUGUUAUGUUACCGAUCAAUACCACAACAAAAGAGUUAUCUUAUCCUAGUGGUAUGUUACCGACCAAUACCAAAACAGACGGGUCAUCUGAUUCUAGUGGUAUGUUACGGACCAAUACCACAACGGACGGGUCAUCUUAUUCUAGUGGUAUGUUACCGACCAAUACCACAACGGACGGGUCAUCUGAUCCUAGUGGUAUGUUACCGACCAAUACCACAACGGACGGGUCAUCUGAUUCUAGUGGUAUGUUACGGACCAAUACCACAACGGACGGGUCAUCUUAUUCUAGUGGUAUGUUACCGACCAAUACCACAACAGACGGGCCAUCUGAUUCUAGUGGUAUGUUACCGACCAAAAAGAAAACAAAAGAGUUAUCUUAUCCUAGUGGUUUGUUACCGACCAAUACUACAACAGACGGGACAUCUGAUUCUAGUGGUAUGUUACCGACCAAUACCAAAACAGACGGGUCAUCUUAUUAUAGUGGUAUGUUACCGACCAAUACCACAACGGAGGGGCAAUCUUAUUCUAGUGGUAAGUUACCGACCAAUACCACAACGGACGGGUUAUCUGAUUCUACUGGUAUGUUACCGACCAAUACCACAACAGACGGGUUAUCUGAUUCUAGUGGUAUGUUACCGACCAAUACCACAACAGACGGGCCAUCUGAUCCUAGUGGUAUGCCACCGACUAAAAAUAAAACAGAAGAGUUAUCUGAUUCUAGUGGUAUGUCACCAACCAAUAACAAAUUAGGAGAGUUUUCUUAUCCUAGUGGUAUAUUACCGACCAUUACCAAAACGGACGGGUCAUCUGAUCCUAGUGGUAUGUUACCGACCAAUGCCAAAACGGGAGGGUCAUCUGGUUAUAGUGGUAUGUUACCGACCAAUACCACAACAGACGGGUCAUCUGAUUCUACUGGUAAGUUACCGACCAAUACCAAAACCAACGGGUUAUCUGAUUCUACUGGUAUGUUACCGACCAAUACCACAACAGACGGGUUAUCUGAUUCUAGUGGUAUGUUACCGAUCAAUAUCAAAACAGAAGGGUCAUCUGAUUCUACUGGUAUGUUACCGACCAAUACCACAACAGACGGGUCAUCUGAUUCUACUGGUAUGUUACCGACCAAUACCACAACAGACGGGUUAUCUGAUUAUAGUGGUAUGUUACCGACCAAUACCAAAAGAGAAGGGUCAUUGGGUCCUAGUGGUAUGUUACCGACCAAUUUCAAAACGGGAGAGUCAUAUGAUCCAGGCGAUAUUUCACAGACCACUAUUAAAAGGGGAGGAUCAUCUGGUUAUAGUACUACGUCACCUACAAAUGAUGGAACGGGAGAGUACUAUGAUUCUAGGGAUGGUUCACUGACUAAUGCCAAAAAGGAAUUGUCAUCACAUCCUAGCUAUAUGCCAAAAAACAUCACCAAAACGGGAGGUUUAUCUGAUCAUAAUGGUAUGUCAUCGACCAAUGAUACCUCGGGAGGAUCACCUGAUACUAGUCAUAUGUCAAAGACCAACACCAAAACGAGAGAUUCAUCCGAUCAUAGAGGUAUGUUACCGACCAAUAAUACAACGGAAAGCUUAUCCUUUCCUAGUGGUAUGUCACCCAUCACUAUUCCCUCAAGAGGGUCAUCUGAUCUUAGUGGUAGUUCAGCAACCAAUGAUAAAACAGGAAGGCAUUAUGAUCUUAAUCAUAUGCCUUCAACAACUUCCAAAACAGGAGAGUCAUCAGACCCUAACAACAAAACAGGAGAGUCAUCUGACCCUAACAACAGAACAGGAGAGUCAUCCGACCCUAACAACAAAACAGGAGAGUCAUCUGACCCUAACAGCAAAACAGGAGAGUCAUCUGACCUUAACAACAGAACAGGAGUGUCGUCCGACCCUAACAACAAAACAGGAGAGGCAUCAGACUCUAGCAACAAAACAGGAGUUUCAUCUGACCUUAAAAACAAAACAGGAGAGUCAUCUGACCUUAACAACAGAACAGGAGAGUCAUCUGACCUUAACAACAGAACAGGAGAGUCAUCAGACUCUAGCAACAAAACAGGAGUGUCGUCCGACCCUAACAACAAAACAGGAGAGUCAUCUGACCUUAACAACAGAACAGGAGAGUCAUCUGACCUUAACAACAGAACAGGAGAGUCAUCAGACUCUAGCAACAAAACAGGAGAGUCAUCUGCCCCUAACAACAAAACUGGAAUGUCAUCUGACCUUAACAGCAAAACGGAAGGGUCAUCUGACACUCCAACUGAUAAUUUUUUACUAUAUCAUUUAUCGAACAGUACACAUAAUAAGGUUUCCUCUGUUACAAUAGGCAUGUCAUUUGUAGAAACAAACAUUCCAGACGGAAAUGAUACAAUGGGUUUGCUGUUAGGAGAUACAAACAAAACCGACUCAUCUGGUACACUAGGUCCAUCAACGACAAAUACACGCAACACAGACUCCUCGUUAGGCACGACUUCUGUGAAAACAAACAAUACAGACAUUCAUGUGGCAACAGACCUUCACGCAAGAUAUACAAAUAAAACAGAAUCCUCUCAUAUAACAAACAUGUUGACAAAUACAAACUUAUCUAAUCCAUUAAAUGAUUCUUUAAUUACACAUGGUACAUCAGAUUUAAUCGGUGUGACAUCAUCAAUCCAUACAGAUGCCUUAGUUAUACCUGAUGCACGCAUUGCGUCAUCAUCAACGCUUAAAAACAAUAUACAUAAAUCUGGUCUAGUCGAUACAAUCAGCUCUGAAACUGACGGAGAAAUGAGAGAUUUGAAUGACACUUUAUUUGUAUCGGAAACAGAGAAGUUAACUAAAUUUAACAAUUCAUUAAGAGAGAAAACGCACUUAUAUUUCUUUGAUAGUGAUGUUAAAGAUGGAUCUGGAAGUCUGAAUACGUCUAAAGGGCACACAACAACGUCAAAUGGAAAUAUUCGCCACGAUAAUAUUAUUGAUGAUACUGUUAUUAAUUAUACGGGAUCAGAUUUGGGACAAAACGAGAUGAAUAAUGCAAAAUAUGCCUUAGGAAGUGUUCCAUCGAAUCCAAUAAAGCAAAAAUAUAGCACAACUAGCCGACACGUGGGAAUGUAUAAAACAUCUGAUGAGGAUCGAAAUACCACAAUUACGUCAAUGACAUCACAUUUAAAGGACCAAAGAAGCAGCUCCAUGAAUACUUCAAGUGAAAUACUAGAUGCUGUUAAGGCUGAUCCAAGUAUUGGUUCUGUUUUAAACUCAUCAAUCAUUGACGUAUAUGAAUUUAACAAUACUUCUGUGCGGCCAGGAAGUUUUGAAUACAAACGUGAUCAACAUGGCAACAUGAAUCGAAAUAAAAAGAAAGAAAAAAACACAAACUUUGAAAACAAAAGCGAUUUAACUCAAAAUAAACUGGAAUCUGAAAAUAUUGUUGAUAUUGAAAAUUCAUUUCAUGAGGAAUCGAAACUGAACAGCGGCAUGCUGCAAUAUCCGAAAGGAGUAACGUAUGGUACCACUGAUCCCUAG
Molecule: messenger RNA, 4407 nt
Organism: Pecten maximus
Lineage: Eukaryota; Metazoa; Mollusca; Bivalvia; Pectinida; Pectinidae
Product: mucin-5AC-like
Exons: 2
Coding region: 1-4407 (1468 amino acids)
Source: RefSeq, a predicted model, not a curated record